Molecule: messenger RNA, 3172 nt
Organism: Helicoverpa armigera (cotton bollworm)
Lineage: Eukaryota; Metazoa; Arthropoda; Insecta; Lepidoptera; Noctuidae
Product: nephrin
Exons: 20
Coding region: 445-3057 (870 amino acids)
Molecular function (GO): protein binding
Source: RefSeq, a predicted model, not a curated record
UACGGACUUCAGUCCCCAUCGGGCAGUCGACGACGCGCGUUGUGUCGACGCUCUCUCCCCGAACGAAAGCGUUCGACGAAAAUCAUUUUCGCGAUCGAAGAAAAUUAUCGAAAAAUUUUCAUUCGUUGGAUUUUUGGAAACUGUGAAAAGAAUUGUGUGUUCUGUGAUUUUUGGAUGCUCAGUGGAUCGAGUGUCGACAGUUUUUAAUGGUUUUUGUGAAUGAAUGUACAGGUGUGAACUCGUGAAUGGUUUUGGUUUUUUUGUGGGAUUUAGAAGCAAAAACCUGCUGAAAACAAUAGGAACAAAAGAUGAAUCUGCAAAUGUAAUCCACCGGUAUGUAGUGUAAUAACCAAACCCAGUGACAAGUGCCAGUGAAGUGUAGUGUAGUGAGCGAUAUGCUAGAGUGAAUCAGGCCAGUCGGGGCCAAACCAGGCCAUUUAGGUCAUGACCAGGCCGAGGCUCAAAUGCGCCGCUUGGGCCUGGCUGGCGGUCCUCGCGGCUUUCGGCAGAACCACCGCUUAUACUGAUACCGAGGAGUUCUUGAGUGAUCUGGAUAAACCAGUGCCAACAUCAGACGUGCAAGGCGUGUUGGGGAAGAAGGCAUCACUGCCGUGCGACAUCCAGCCUCUUCACUCAGACGACGACGUGGUGAUGGUGCUGUGGUUCAAGGAGUCGGAUGGUGAUCAGCCUUUGUACAGCUACGACAUCAGAGGCCGCUCCAUCAACCAGCCGAAGCUGUGGUCUUCCCCCACGGUCUUCGGGAACCGCGCCUUCUUCCGCGGCAGCGCCACCCCAGCAGUCCUCAUGGUGGACAAUGUGAUAGCCAGUGAUGCUGGCGUGUAUAGAUGCAGGGUAGACUUCAAGAAUUCGCCUACUAGGAACCUCAAAGUUAAUUUUACUGUUAUUAUCCCACCAAAUCGUCCAACAAUAUUCGACGCAAAAAGAAGAGAUAGAACGAAACUAGUGGAGCCUUACAAUGAAGGCUCCAAUGUCCUCCUUAUUUGUGAAGUAGAAGGAGGAAAACCAAGACCACGAGUAACGUGGUACUUGGAAAAUGUGGUGAUAGAUGACUCCUUCGAUCAGCGUCCUGACGGCGUGACGGUGAACACGCUGACCUUCCCCAACGUGGGGCGACAGCAUCUGAACGCCAGGCUCGUCUGCCAGGCUUCUAAUACCAACUUAGCGCAGCCGGAGACCAAAGUCUUAAUUUUAGAUAUUAAUUUGAAGCCAAUUACUGUGAAUAUAUUGACUAAGGAGAAGCAGGUGUCAGCAGAUAAAAGGUACGAAGUGGAAUGUAAGACUACAGGUUCGAGACCCGAGGCGUAUGUCACGUGGUGGAAGAAUAACAGACAAUUGAAGAGGAUGGCGAAAAAUUUUUCCGAGAACAACGAAACACUGAGCGUGUUGAGCUUAGUGCCAAGCGUCGAGGAUGAUGGCAAAUAUUUGACGUGCCGAGCUGAAAACAAACAUAUACAGGACUCCGCGAUUGAGGACAAAUGGAGGCUCAAUGUUCACUAUGUCCCCAUAGUGGACCUGAAGAUGGGUUCCAACCUAAACCCUGAUGAGAUUAAGGAAGGCGACGACGUCUACUUCGAGUGCACUGUCAAGGCUAAUCCCAAGACGCAUCGUCUGGUCUGGUUUCAUGAUAACUCAGAAAUCUUCCACAACGAGGCCGCAGGCAUCAUCCUGAGCGCACAGAGCCUGGUCCUACAGAGUGUAACGCGGGCAGCGGCGGGGGACUACACUUGUAUGGCGGCCAACAGUGAGGGGAAGGGGACCAGCAAUCCUGUUACACUAUUGGUUAGAUAUGCCCCAGUCUGCGCAGAGAGAAGAGACGGCGAACUCUUCGGAGCGCUAAAACAAGAGACAGUCAGUCUACACUGUUCUGUGGAUGCCAACCCUGCUCUCGUCUCCUUUCAUUGGACCUUCAACAAUUCUGGAGAGCAAACUGAAUUGCCGCCUAAAUUAUACAGCAGUCACGGCCAUACUUCUACCCUGAACUACACGCCGACCACGGACAUGGAAUACGGUACUUUAGCCUGCUACGGAGAAAACGCAGUAGGCCAACAGAAAGUGCCGUGUCUAUUCCAAUUAGUGGCUGCAGGACGUCCAUUCCACCUGCAGAACUGCUCGGUAGCCAACCAGAGCAUCGACUCCUUGAAUGUGGAGUGCGUUGAGAACUUCGACGGUGGACUGCCACAAACCUUCCUCAUGGAACUGCUGGAAUUACCCUCACUUAUUGUCCGCUACAACGUAUCAACCAACCGAACCCCUCCGUACUUCGAGAUCCGAGGUCUUCCACCAGGAGUGAGCUACAGGAUCGACCUGUAUGCUGUCAAUGCUAAGGGAAGGAGUGAUGUGUCAACUAUUGAAACUGUCACGCUGAAGGGACAGGCUAAGUUUACUGGUGAAGGCAGCGCACUAGGCAUGUCUCCGGUGCUGGCAUCCAUAGCGGCCAUGUCGGCACUGCUCGCGACCGCCGCGUGCGGCGUGCUCGCGGUGCUGUACAAGCGGCACGCGGCACGACAUCGACAUUUACCGGCUAAACAUGCUCCACUGAGUGAAGCAAUGUACGUAGAACGCGCGCCCCACUGUCCGACUCCCGUCAAACAAGAAGUGGAAUCCCGCGCCAGUAGUACUGAGCCUCGUGACAGAGGCGAGCGAGGGGAGCGAGCGGCGCGGGGGGCGUUACUGCACACCGAUCCGAGAGACGCUGAUGAUGCUGACCCGGAUAUUAUACCCAGUUUAUAUGAGCGAAGGCCAGUAUCAAACGGGUACAUGAGCCUGCAGCGGCCGCCAUCUUCGGGGAAGAUCACCAAGCUCAGCGGAGAGGACGUGAGGUCUGAACCCGACGGCGGCGCCUAUUACACAGACUAUAGGAAAAAGGAUUAUAGGAUACCUUUAACUAGUUCGUACCAUAGUUUAGGUCGCGUCAACAAAGGCGUGAACGCAUGCAGUCCGAGCUCCGCGACCGGAGUGACUUCGUCUCUAACCGCGCACCGACUUCGACCCGAAGUCGUCACGACUUCGCAUCGGGUGCAAGAGAGUUGUAUAUAAACACAACCCAUCCUGUGUACAUAGCCUUUAUACUAAGUAACGACAUAAGAAUAAGUAAUUUGUAUAGAAGAGACAGCGCGACACUUUAUUGCCUACUUUUUAUUUUCCUCUAAAA